Molecule: messenger RNA, 2296 nt
Organism: Tripterygium wilfordii
Lineage: Eukaryota; Viridiplantae; Streptophyta; Magnoliopsida; Celastrales; Celastraceae
Product: CTL-like protein DDB_G0274487
Exons: 7
Coding region: 541-2046 (501 amino acids)
Biological process (GO): transmembrane transport
Cellular component (GO): membrane
Molecular function (GO): transmembrane transporter activity
Source: RefSeq, a predicted model, not a curated record
GUAAUGGGGAAGCAAGAAAACCAGAUAAUUGGGAUGCAAUGUAAUAAAUACGGCUCACAUUACUUGUCGGCCGUCUCGAGAAAGUUCUAUGAAUAUACACAAUACACUGUCAUCCAACUCUUCCGUCAACCAACUGCACAGCGUUUGGAAGACACGCGGCUCUGCUUCUCUGGUUCAAGAUUAUUGCACGGCGGUCACGAGCGCGUCCUUCGCUCACCCAGCCAGAGAUCUGAUUUGCAAAUCAGGACGCUCGCUCGCAUCUCUGUCCCCGUCAAUGCAAGAGAUGGUUCAUGGUUCUCUCUCAUAACCGUUGAGUUUCAGUUUUCCUUUUCACACGUCUCUUUCCCUCUGUGUUUUUAAAAAAAAAACCCUAAAUUUGACCAUUCCCUCUGAAGUAAACCUUGCCUCUCACGUCUUUUCCUUCUCAGUCCACUCUCUAUACCUCUGCCAUGACUCACGAUUUCGAUGUAUCUACCGAAUUGACCCGAACAAUGCUAUGAUAUUUCGGUUCUAUGAUUAAUCAAUCCAUCAAUCAACACCAUGAACGACUUCAAUAGCGCCUCCUCUCCCUCCUCCUCAGAUUCGGCCUCCACCGCCACCGUCGAUCAGGCUGUAGUGAGGAGUCGAAUAAGCGUUGAUGCUGGUCAAACGCUGGCUAUGGAGUCUCCACGCCAUUGGCAUGAUGUUUUCUGGUCUGGAUUAUUUAUAAUUCAUUUGGUUGGUUUAGGAUUGGUUCUUGCAGUUCUUGGACUGAAUAGGUAUAAGAUAUCUGAUAGGCUAAAUAUUGAUAGAUUUACGAAUCGAUUCCUGGAGAAUCAGUCAGGAUUAACGGAGACUUAUUGGCCACUUUAUGCACUUGCUGGUGGAGUUGGGACAGUUCUUUCAUGGAUUUGGUUGUUGUUACUUGGCUCUACUGCCAAGCAAAUGAUGAAGGUUUCGGUGCAUAUUUUGACCACAUAUCUUGCUGUGGUUAGUGUUUUGUGCUUCUGGUCUGAACAGUUUUUCUGGGGUGUCACAUUUGCCAUUGGUGCUGCAUUACAGUUCUUGUAUGUUAUAUCAGUUGUAGACAGGCUGCCGUUUACCAUGCUAGUUCUACAAAAAGGUGUGAAGAUGGUAUGGAGUCUUCCUGAAGCGAAGAGAGUUGUGUGUGCAUUUAUGCUAGCCAUGCUUUUGUGGAUGGGAAUAUGGUCUUUUGGAGCGGCUGGUGUAGUGGCUUCCAGCAUGGGUGAUGGUGGACGGUGGUGGCUUCUUAUGGUUCUCUCAGUUAGCUUAUUCUGGACAGGAGCAGUCCUGUGUAAUACUGUACAUGUUAUAGUGUCUGGGAUGGUUUUUCUUGUUCUUAUUCAUGAUGGUCGUGAAGCAGCAUCAAUGCCUCGUAAAUCGGUGCUGAAAUCCCUAAGAUAUGCUCUGACAACAUCGUUUGGAAGCAUUUGCUAUGGAUCACUCUUUACAGCUGCAAUUCGGACUCUGCGGUGGGAGAUCAGGGGUCUACGGUCAAAGAUAGGCAAGAAUGAGUGCUUGCUUUGCUGUGUUGAUUUUCUCUUUAAUCUUGUGGAGACUCUUGUUCGGUUUUUUAAUAAGUAUGCCUAUGUCCAGAUAGCUGUGUAUGGCAAAAGUUUUAAUCAUUCAGCUAGAGAUGCCUGGGAGUUGUUCCAGUCAACUGGAGUUGAAGCACUUGUUGCUUAUGAUUGUUCUGGUGCUGUGCUACUGAUGGGCACGCUUUUUGGUGGACUUAUCACGGGAACUUGCUCAGGUGUUUGGGCAUGGUUUAAAUGGAGUGAUAGAAUGCUUAUGGUUGGAUCCACUGCAAUGUUGAUGGGAAUGGUUUUGGUUGGAAUGGCAAUGGUCAUCGUGGAAAGUGCUGUCACGUCUAUCUAUAUCUGUUAUGCUGAAGACCCCUUGUUGAUUCAUAGAUGGGAUCCUGAAUUCUUCAACCAAUUAUCGGAGACACUACAUCAACGUCUUCAAUACAGGAGCUCUCGAGUAAGGGAAGUACUGACCCACAGCCGGCUUGAUGGUCAAAUGCAAGAAACCAUUCCUAUUUGAAAUUUGCGUUUUGUUAUCAUAACAAUAACGUUAUACAUUUUUGUCUCUAAUUUAUUCAUCCAAGUGUUCAUGCUCUCUACCAGGCGGGGAUGUUGGAUGCUGGUGAGAGUUAAGACUGUUGUUCUGCUCUCUCUGGAAAAUUGUAAAUAGAUUUUGUUGAUAAAAGAAAGUCUUGUAAAAGUUAAGGUGAAUCUGUGAAAGUGAAUAUAUUAUAUAUCAGAGCCAAAUGGCCCUUAUUUUUGGGCUGCGA